CCUUUGUUUUAUGAGGUGAUAUUUUUUUCCUUCCACAUCAACUAACUGUGCAUAACCUUAGAAUGUCUGAAAUUGCAGGUCAAAGUCGCCACAUGAAAGCACUGCGAAGUAUGUGAGCCAUGUAUGUUAGAAAGUAUUUUUUAAAAGCUGCCAAUUAAGGUGACUAAACCCAUUGACAUCAGGAAAGGAAUCUUCCAGAAGGGUGUGAUUCUUAAAGUGUGGUUGCAUCAGAGAAGAAAGAGGCGAAGGAAUGGAUGUCUGGGUCUGGAAGUUGCGAGCCAGGAGAACUCUGGCUUCCUUCAAACUUCCUUCAAACAAGCCAUCUGGAAUAUUUAUAGUUUUAUUUGAGUAGUAGUGUCGGGUGUCGCAUUUUGUGUUCCUUUACUGACGUUGCCAUUGGGUGGGACACACCCCACCCAGCCUCGUUUAGGCAAUGCUUUUUCUUUUUUUUUCCUGAGAGACUAGUCUCAGAUUUUCCCUAUCUUCUCCACACACUUGGAGGCAAGGAGAGAUGUAUGUGUCAGAGGUAACAAGUCCAGGGGAACAGCGGGAGAUGAAGGGAAGAAAGCCACCCCUCUGCGAAAUGCCAGAGGGCUCUUGGCUGGACGCCCGGAGCCUGCGCAGCACCUCACGUGAUUCACGUGACUCACGCGCUGACUGCUGGGAGUCCGUGGAGACUGCGCACUCGAGUGCGGGAACCCACUCUUGCCUCCAGAAUAUGAUGACAAGUCACAUUUUAAAACCUGAUACUCGAAAUUGCAAGAGACCGAGAGAACUGGAGCCUCAAAUGCCAGAUAGUCCGCAACUGUCCUCUCUCGGAAAGUCAGAUUCCUCUCUCUUGGAAAGCUCUGGACUGUUUUAUAAAGAUGAAUCCCUGGAGAAGGAUUUGAAUGUUUUGAAAAGAUACAUGGAGGGUACCGAUCAGAAAAAGGCAGCGGUCGGUAAGCGAGAGGGGCUUCCGUGUAUUGCACCACUGCUAACCACGGUGGAGGAGACGCCACAGGUGGUCUCUGCUCAAGUCCGAGGACAUUUUCCCAAGUGGCUCAGUGGCAGUCUACUUCGAAUUGGGCCUGGGAAAUUCGAGUUUGGGAAGGACAAGUACAAUCACUGGUUUGAUGGAAUGGCUUUGCUUCACCAGUUCAAGAUGGAGAAGGGCAUGGUGACCUAUAGAAGCAAGUUCCUGCAGAGUGAUACAUAUAAGACCAAUAGUGUUCAUGACCGAAUUGUGAUCUCAGAAUUUGGCACGCUGGCUCUCCCUGAUCCGUGCAAGAAUGUUUUUGAACGUUUCAUGUCAAAGUUUGAGCUGCCUGCAAUAACUGACAAUACCAGUGUCAACUAUGUGCGGUACAAGGGUGACUACUAUGUUAGCACUGAGACCAACUUUAUGAAUAAAGUGGACAUUGAAACUCUGGAAAAAACAGAAAAGGUAGACUGGAGCAAAUUUAUUGCUGUGAAUGGAGCAACUGCACAUCCUCAUUAUGACCCAGAUGGAACAGCAUACAACAUGGGGAACUCAUAUGGGCUGCAUGGUUCUUGCUAUAAUGUUAUUCGGGUUCCUCCAGAGAGGGUGGAUCUUGGGGAGACACUCCACGGAGCCCAGGUGAUAUGCUCUAUUGCCUCCGCAAAGAGGAUGAAACCUUCUUACUACCAUAGCUUUGGAAUGACAAGGAACUAUAUAAUCUUCAUUGAACAGCCUCUAAAGAUGAAUCUGUGGAAAAUUAUCACUUCUAGAAUUCGGGGAAUGGCCUUUUCAGAUGGAAUAAGCUGGGAACCCCAGUAUAAUACACGGUUUCAUGUGGUGGAUAAGAACACUGGACAGCUGCUUCCAGGAAUGUACUACAGUAAACCUUUUGUUACUUUUCAUCAAAUCAAUGCCUUUGAGGACCAGGGCUGUGUUGUACUUGAUUUGUGCUGUCAAGAUGAUGGAAGAAGCCUGGAAGCUUACCGACUACAGAAUCUUAGGAAAGCUGGGGCAGGGCUUGAUCAGGUCUAUAAUUCAGUAGGCAGAUCUUUCCCUCGGCGGUUUGUUUUGCCCUUACAUGUCAGUUUGAAUGACCCUGAAGGAGAGAACCUCAGCCCAUUGUCCUAUUCUUCAGCUACUGCUGUGAAACAAGCUGAUGGAAAGAUUUGGUGCUCUUAUGAAAAUCUACAUCCUGAGGAUCUGGAGGAGGAAGGAGGUGUUGAAUUUCCCCAGAUCAACUAUGGCCAAUUCAGUGGCAAAAAGUAUCGUUUCUUCUAUGGCUGCGGCUUUCGGCAUUUAGUGGGGGAUUCUCUGAUCAAGCUUGAUGUGGUGAAUAAGACACUGAUGAUUUGGAGAGAAGAUGGCUUUUACCCUUCGGAACCUGUGUUUGUUCCCGCACCAGGAGCCAGUGAAGAAGAUGGUGGGGUUAUUCUCUCUGUGGUGAUCACCCCUGACCAGAAUGAAAACAAUUUUCUCCUGGUCUUGGAUGCCAAGAACUUUGAAGAGCUGGGCCGAGCAGAAGUGCCUGUGCGAAUGCCUUAUGGGUUCCACGGUACCUUUGUAACAGUCUGAUGGAACAACUCGGAACACUGGAAACUAGCUUUAAACGGCACCUUCCCUUCCAAACCAUAGACACCCGGUUUUAAAAUUUCUAUUAAAAACAGAAUUCUUGUGGGACGCCUGGGUGGCUCAGUGCGUUAAGUCUCUGCCUUUGG
Messenger RNA from Mustela erminea (ermine), 2676 nucleotides. RefSeq names its product beta-carotene oxygenase 2 (gene BCO2). The record is from RefSeq and is a predicted model, not a curated record. The transcript has 14 exons. Gene Ontology annotation, biological process: retinal metabolic process; synaptonemal complex assembly; carotene catabolic process. Bases 512 to 2533 code for a protein of 673 amino acids. Gene Ontology annotation, molecular function: beta-carotene 15,15'-dioxygenase activity; carotenoid dioxygenase activity. NCBI's taxonomy places the organism in Eukaryota, Metazoa, Chordata, Mammalia, Carnivora, Mustelidae. Gene Ontology annotation, cellular component: central element; mitochondrion.